UUAACACGGGGCCCGGAGGGCGCGGGCCGGGACUGUCGCCCGAGUCACCGCCAUGGCCGGGCCUGUCCAAGGUUCCGCGCGCGCGCUGCUCGCCGCCCUGCUGGCGCCGGCGCUGGUGGCCCUGGUGGCGCUGCUGGUGGCCCCGGCGCGGGGCCGAGGCGGCCGGGACCACGGGGACUGGGACGCCGCCGGGCUGAUGCCGCCGCUGCCGCCCCGCGAGGACGCGGCGCGCGUGGCCCGCUUCGUGACGCACGUCUGCGACUGGGGCGCGCUGGCCACCAUCUCCACGCAGGAGGCGGUGCGCGGCUGGGCCUUCGCCGACGUCCUGUCGCUCAGCGACGGGCCCCCGGGCGCGGGCAGCGGCGUGCCCUACUUCUACCUGAGCCCCAUGCAGCAGCUGGUGGGCAACCUGCAGGAGAAUCCGUACGCUACGCUGACCAUGUCUUUGGCGCAGACUAACUUCUGCAGGAAACAUGGAUUUGACCCCCAGAGCCCCCUCUGUGCUCACAUCAUCCUGUCAGGGACUGUAACCAAGGUGAAUGAGACCGAGAUGGACAUUGCAAAGCAGUCGCUGUUCAUUCGACACCCCGAGAUGAAAGACUGGCCUUCCAGCCACAACUGGUUCUUUGCCAAGUUGAACAUCACCAACAUCUGGCUCCUGGACUACUUCGGUGGACCCAAAAUCGUGACGCCCGAGGAAUACUAUAAUGCCACAUUUCAGUAGGUGAAGCAGAAUUUGGCGGAUUUAACCACCCGGUGAAGUUGUCCGGAUGUUUCCCACAGACCCGAGGCCUUCGGAUUUCUCUGGAAAACGUCCCGGUCAGCCUGGUUACAGCAUCAAGUAGAACUGCUACUGAAUCUCUUGGAAAAGGAGGUUGCUAAAUUUUAGACAUUUAAAUUUAUAGUUUUACUUAUAUACAUGGUUUCAGAAGACGAGACGAGAUCCCCCAUAGAGGCGUGCCGGGAAUCACUGCUGAGCCCGUCAGUGGCUCAGAGAAAGGAGCGGGUGUGCGUCAUCAUGUUCGAAGACAACAAAUGAACUUACCCGAAAUCCAGCAACAGCCUCUGGUGAAGAAAAAUGAUUAGAAAAAGAAAAAGAGAAAUGAUUUACAUUAAACUUGGUAAAACGGGUUUCUUUUUCAAAGUAUCAAUAAUUAAAAGCAUAUUUUAAUGAUA
This is a messenger RNA of Eptesicus fuscus (big brown bat), 1176 nucleotides long. RefSeq names its product cellular repressor of E1A stimulated genes 1 (gene CREG1). The record is from RefSeq and is a predicted model, not a curated record. The transcript has 4 exons. Lineage: Eukaryota; Metazoa; Chordata; Mammalia; Chiroptera; Vespertilionidae. Bases 53 to 724 code for a protein of 223 amino acids.